Menidia menidia (Atlantic silverside) is the source of this 525-nucleotide messenger RNA. The record is from the annotation of a GenBank genome assembly. NCBI's taxonomy places the organism in Eukaryota, Metazoa, Chordata, Actinopteri, Atheriniformes, Atherinopsidae.
GUCUACGGAGAAGACUGUGAACAUCAUUUGUUCUUCAUCUGUCGCGGGUUUGGACCUCUGGACUACCGCCUGGUGCCGGAGUCCAGGACCUGGAACGAGGCGCAGCGGUUCUGCCGGGGGCAGCAAGCCGGCCUGGCCACUUUCCCCGGCGGCAUCCUGGGGACGAUGGUGGAGGUGGACCUGGAGACGCUGGACUUCCCCGUCUGGACCGGCCUGCACAGAGACGGUGGGGGGUGGAGGUGGAGCGGGGGCCUGUCGGCCUACAGGAGGUGGAGGGGGGGGGAGCCGGGGGCCGGCGGGGGGUGCGCCUCCAUCUCCUCCGGGGGGAAGCAGAUGGAGGCGCGGGACUGCGGCGCCCGCCUCCCCUUCGUGUGCGUGGCGGAGAACGUGGUGCUGGUGCGGGAGAACCGGAGCUGGGAGGGGGCGCUGGAACACUGCCGGGGGCUCGGCCAGGACCUGCUCAGCCUGCAGCCGGGCCCGGAGCACCGGUACGUCAUGACCAAGGUGGCCCAGGCCCACAGCCAG